Messenger RNA from Staurois parvus, 315 nucleotides. Lineage: Eukaryota; Metazoa; Chordata; Amphibia; Anura; Ranidae. The record is from the annotation of a GenBank genome assembly.
AUGAAGGUCAUUCUGUUCCUUGCGCUUUGUCUGUACUUAAGCUAUUUCUCAGAGGGUAGGAAGUUAAGUAGGUGUGAGUUUGUAAAAAUCGCCCAAUCAAAAUUGAAUGGAGUUGCCGGAGCCAGUACUGCUGACUGGGUAUGUCUUGUGAAACAUGAAAGUGAUUUCAACACUGCAGCAAUAAACCACAAUGGACGAAGCAGAGAUUAUGGACUAUUUCAAAUUAACAGCCAAUAUUGGUGCAAUGAUGGAAAGACAGCAGGAGCUACCAAUGGAUGUAAUAUUGACUGUAGAAGUAAGUAUAUAAUCGAUUGA